Molecule: messenger RNA, 736 nt
Organism: Echinops telfairi (small Madagascar hedgehog)
Lineage: Eukaryota; Metazoa; Chordata; Mammalia; Afrosoricida; Tenrecidae
Product: high mobility group protein B1-like
Biological process (GO): regulation of transcription by RNA polymerase II
Molecular function (GO): DNA binding, bending
Source: RefSeq, a predicted model, not a curated record
AGAGAGUGAGGAGGCUGUGUCUGGCUCCCGCUCUCACAGCCAUUGCAGUACAUUGAGCUCCAUAGAGACAGCGCCGGGCCAGGCAGAGCCGGUCGGCACUGGGCGACUCUGUGCCUCCCGGAUGAAAUAAAAAGAUAACAACAUGGACAAAGGCGAUCCUAAGAAGCCGAGAGGUAAAAUGUCAUCAUAUGCAUUUUUUGUGCAAACUUGCCGGGAGGAACAUAAGAAGAAGCUCCCAGAUGCCUCUGUCAAUUUCUCAGAGUUUUCGAAGACCAUGUCUGCUAAAGAGAAGGGGAAAUUUGAAGACAUGGCUAAGGCGGACAAGGCCCGUGAUGAGAGAGAAAUGAAAACUUACAUCCCUCCUAAAGGGGAAACAAAAAAGAAGUUCAAGGAUCCCAAGGCACCCAAGAGGCCUCCUUCGGCCUUUUUCUUGUUCUGCUCUGAGUAUACCCCCAAAAUCAAAGGCGGGCACCCUGGCCUGUCCAUCGGGGAUGUUGCAAAGAAGUUGGGAGAAAUGUGGAAUGCCACUGUGGCCGAUGACAAGCAGCCUGAGGAGAAGAAGGCCGCAAAGCUGAAGGAAUAUGAAAAGGAUAUCGCUGCAUACUGGGUUAAAGGGAAGCCCGAUGCUGCCAAAAAGGGAGUCGUCAAGGCCGAGAAAAGCAAGAAAACGAAGGAGGAAGAGGAGGACGAAGAUGAUGAGGAAGAUGAAGAGGAGGAAGGUGAUGAUGAUGAAUAA